Erigeron canadensis is the source of this 2314-nucleotide messenger RNA. RefSeq names its product protein KINESIN LIGHT CHAIN-RELATED 2-like. Gene Ontology annotation, molecular function: protein binding. The record is from RefSeq and is a predicted model, not a curated record. The transcript is spliced from 2 exons. NCBI's taxonomy places the organism in Eukaryota, Viridiplantae, Streptophyta, Magnoliopsida, Asterales, Asteraceae. Bases 1 to 2040 code for a protein of 679 amino acids.
AUGUCGAAAUCUAGCCUGCAUUCGGGCUCACUCGGAAACCUUUCCUUGCCCCAUAAAAACCUUUACAUCACUCCAUCACCAAAAAGUCCAUUGACAACACAAGAACUUGACAACAAUAUAUUUGAUUUAGAUCAAACCAGCCCUCUAGCCGCCGACACUUAUGAGCAGUUGUAUCGUGAUGCCUUUGAUAUGCAAAGAAACAAAACGCAUUGCCAAGAAUCAAAAAUCGACUCUGAGCUACGUUCUCUUGCGACAGGAGAUUAUGCCAAAGGAGAUAAAACUACCAAAAAAAAUCUGAUUAUGAUUGAUACAAUGGAAACACCAAGUUGCACCACUCCUAAAACUCCUACUCCUAGAACGCCUACUCCUAAGAAAUUGAACCAAUCUUUAAGUAUUAAAAGUGUAUCUUCUCCAAGAUCUCCUAUGAUCCCAAAGCCAACAACAAGAAGUAAGUCUUUCCAUGACAACAACUUACCUCUCGGGAGUCCUAGAGUGGCCGAAAAGAAUUUUCCCCAAUUAGGAUCACCAAAAGGAAAAGAAGAUCCACAUUAUCUUGGGCCUUACUUACUCAAGCAAACUAGGGAGUUGUUGGCGUCGGGUGAAGAUCCAAAGAAAGCUCUUGAAUUGGGUAUAAGAGCAAUGAAAGCGUUUGAGAGCAGUCGGUUUCAGAAGCCCAGUUUGGACUAUGUCAUGUGUUUGCAUAUUGUAGCAGCAUUGUAUUGUGGUUUAGGGCAGUAUGGUGAUGCCAUUCCACUUCUAGAACGUUCUAUCGAGAUACCAAGCAUGGGUGAAGGCCAUAAAACCUCAUUAGCUAAGUUUGCUGGAUGUAUGCAGUUAGGUGACACAUACGCGAUGCUUGGAUAUAUUGAAAAUUCCAUACUGUGUUAUACAGCAGGUUUAGGAAUCCAAAGACAGGUUUUGGGUGUAAACGAUCCAAGAUUUGGAGAAACUUGUAGGUAUGUAGCCGAGGCUCAUGUUCAAGCAUUGGAAUUCGAUGAGGCCAAGAAGUUAUGUCAAAUGGCUCUUGAGAUACACAAAGCAAAUGGUUCAACCGCUUCUGUUGAAGAAGCAGCAGAUAGAAGAUUAAUGGGGCUUGUUUGUGAUGCCAAGGGUGAAUUUGAAGCCGCACUUGAACACUAUGUUUUAGCCAGUAUAACCAUGUCUGCAGCCGGUCAAGAUUCUGAUGUUGCUGCUAUUGAUCUUUGUAUCGGUGAUGCUUAUCUAUCUUUGGCUCGUUAUGAUGAAUCAGUUUUUGCUUAUCAAAAAGCACUCAAUGUGUUCAAGGCAACUAAAGGAGACAACCAUCCAUCGGUUGCUUCUGUUUUUGUCCGUUUGGCUGAACUCUACAACAAAAUGGGAAAGUUCCGUGAAUCUAAAUCAUAUUGUGGAAACGCACUACGGAUCUAUGAGAAGCCAAUGCCAGGAAGCCCGAAUGAUGAAAUUGGUAACGGGUUCAUUGAAGUUGCUGCUAUUUAUGAAUCCAUGAAUGAACUUAGUGCAGCCAUUAACUUACUCAAAAAGGCACUCAAAGUAUUCGGAAAGGCUCAAGGUCAGCUGAGCACGGUCGCAGGAGUAGAGGCUCAAAUGGGUGUUUUGUAUUACAUGAUGGGAAACUACUCUGACUCAUAUGAUUAUUUCAAGGUUGCCGUUUCAAAACUUAGAGUGGUGGCAGAGAAGAAAUCAGCUUUAUUUGGUAAUGUUUUGAACCAAAUGGGCCUGGCUUGUGUUCAAAUCGACUUGUUAGAUGAGGCUGCUGAUCUUUUUGAAGAAGCAAAGGGUGUUUUGGAAGUGGAAUACGGUCCUCAUCAUCCAGACACACUUGGUGUUUAUAGCAAUCUUGCAGGAACUUAUGAUGCAAUGGGAAGAUGGGAAGAUGCAAUUGAUAUACUUGAAUACGUAGUUGGAAUGAGAGAAGAGAAGCUUGGAACAGCAAGUUCGGAUGUGGAUGAUGAGAAAAGAAGACUAGCCCUGUUACUGAAAGAUGCAGGCCGGCGUAGAAGCAAGAAAUCGUUGUCACUUGAAUUCCUACUUGAUGGUUAAACACACACAUUUAUCUCUCUUUAUUUAAAAAACAAUCCUCUUAUAUGAUAUCAAGAAAAUCGAAAUGUAUGAAAUGCUCUUGGGAAGAUAUGCUUCAUUUUCUGUAUAUCCUUCGGGCAGGGUUGAUUAGGCAGACUACUAAUUAACUACAGUUGGAGCUUCAUUUUUGUUGUAUUCAUUUUUCAAAGGUUAUGAUCACAUUUGUGUGACAAUAUAUAUGUAUGCUGCCAAUGAAUUACGUUGUAAACAUAUGAUGAAUAGCAAAAACUUGAAG